UGUCAAUGUCAACAAACGUCAAAACAAAGCUGAGCUUGAAUUUGGACUUAAAGUUUAUAAUAAUGUUAUUUAAAUAACAAUUUACGUGUUGUUCACAAUGUAAUGAAUUAAUAAGGCUAAGGUCUUUGUUGAUGACUCAGUAAAAUAAAACACCGCGAAGUUGGAUCAAAUUUGCGCACAUGGCAGACGACACUUGCACCAGCAGAUUCUUCCAAGAUACUGAUUUGGCAUCUACAAGCCCGAAUCGAAUUCCUGUCUCGUCAUCAGAACCCCUCAAUCCCUCCCCAGAUACAAGUCAGCAUUCGUUUGGUUCCGACGACGCAGACGUGUUAAGCUUAUCAACACUUUGCAUAGAAGAACAAAAACCAUUACACAUUCAAACAUUUUAUAAUAUUACUCCAAGAGAAAUGCCUGUUUCACCUCAUUAUAUUUUUGAAGAAGAAUUUUCAACAAAUCCUUGGGCAAUGUUAAUAGCAACAAUUUUCCUUACUAAAACUUCUGGCAGAACUGCCAGGCCGAAUAUGAAAAUGUUUUUUGAAGAGUAUCCAACGCCUUACCAUGUUUUACGUGAUAAUCCAAAAUCUUUAGAGAGGUUUUUCGAAAACUUAGGUCUUAGAAAACGAGGCCAUAUGAUUUGGAAAUUGACCUAUCAGUUUGUGUCUUCUAAAUGGAGGAGAGCCAGUGAUCUAGUUGGCAUUGGAAAAUAUGGCGAAGAUGCCUAUAGGAUUUUCUGUCUCGGGCACACAGAUUUAGAUCCUGAGGACAGGUACUUAAGGUUGUAUUUAGAUUGGCUGAGGAACCACACGGAAUUCCCAGAAAGCCAUGGAAUUGCUGAUAGCGAGUUUAUUAUUCAGGAUCCAAGUAUAAAGUAUUAUAAAAUUACUUUGAGAAAUUAAAGUUUGAAGUCUGCAUUGUAUACAAAGUUAUAUAAAAUUAGUAUUUACAAAAAACAUGUUUACAAAAUGCUUAUAAUUGAAUGCGCGUAUAUUGAAAGUUAUGCACUUAGCUAAACUAUCUUAACUCUUUUUACACUCUAUUGGCAAUGUGAUGUUCUUUGGUGCCAUGAUAUCUCUAUUAUCAAUCAGUAUAAAUUCUUUGGGAAAGAGCAAAUAAAGAUAUGAUUAUGUAACUAUGCCAAAUUUUGUUUAUUUAUUUAAAUAUUUUAUCUUGUUGGUUUAAACAUCAACAAAAAUUUAAAUGCAGAAAAAUCUGAAAUUCAUGAAAAAUGGAUAUCAUGUAAAAUAAAAAUAUAAAACUUUUGCGCCUAUUUUUAAGUCAUAUACAAAACAGUCGUAGUGCAUGUUUGCCUGUAAAAUAUUUGGCGCAUUUUGCUGUACAAAAACAUGAUGUAUCAUUUAUGACCAUGGAAUUAGUAGGUACUCCGUACAACACGGAGUAGGGUAGGUACGUCUUAUUCCAUGUAUGACAUGUACUAUGUAGCUGCAGGCUGUGCUAUGAUAAUUUUUGUUGUUAAUUUUAAAAUAUUGUUGGGCAUAAAUAUCGAAAAGGAUCUUAUUGGAUUUACCCCAUGAUAUAACCAAUAUCAUGGGAUAUGGAAAGUACUUACUUUACGAAUUUAAUGAUAUUAUACGCAGUACAAAAACAAAACUAGGUAGCAAUAAUUUCAAGUACCUAGGUACUCUCUCAUUCUUGCACGGUCAUGGCACACCGAGACUGUGUUGUUUUAUAAGUAUUGUAGUUAACUAUUUAAUAAUAUAAUCAUUU
Plodia interpunctella (Indianmeal moth) is the source of this 1725-nucleotide messenger RNA. RefSeq names its product methyl-CpG-binding domain protein 4-like. Bases 180 to 896 code for a protein of 238 amino acids. Gene Ontology annotation, cellular component: nucleus. Lineage: Eukaryota; Metazoa; Arthropoda; Insecta; Lepidoptera; Pyralidae. Gene Ontology annotation, biological process: DNA repair. The transcript has 2 exons. The record is from RefSeq and is a predicted model, not a curated record. Gene Ontology annotation, molecular function: catalytic activity; DNA binding.